GCAGAGCUGUGAAGGAAAACAAAGCGAAAAUUUUAUGUUGCUACCAAAAUUGUUCUUUUCCUCGAAUUCUCGCUAAUUCCUCACCAUGGACGAUACGGAUGAUGUAUUCAGAUACGUGUAUAGUUCAUCGCUGGACAAUCGGGUGUGCGUUAAAGUUGGAACUUUUGAGGGUUUUCAGCACAAGCCAUGCUACGAGAAGCUCCUCGAGGACCCCAUGCUGCGCUUCUCGGGGCUCUACACGGAAACAUGUGCCCCACUAAUGGUGAAGCUGCAGCUGUACAAUAAGGGCAAACCCUACGGAGUGGCCGUGACGACGUCAUUCAAGACAUUCACGAAGCGUUGGAAUUGGAAUGAGUGGGUGACGCUACCUGUAGAGAUGCGUGAUCUCCCCCGAACGGCUGUGCUGACCUUCACAAUAAUGGACUACGCUGGCCCCGGGCGGACGGUCAAUGUGGCCGGGACGGCAAUUUCGCUUUUUGGUAAGAACGGCGUCCUUCGGCAGGGCGUCUAUGAUUUGCGUCUCUGGCCAAAUGUGGCUGGGGAUGGGAAUGUCCCGAGUAAGACGCCGGGAAAGGGAAAGGAUGCAAGCAAGAAUCAAAUGCAGAGGCUGGCAAAAUUGGCCAAAAGACACAGAAAUGGGCAAAUGCAGAAGGUCGAUUGGCUCGAUAGACUCACAUUCCGGGAGAUUGAGGUGAUCAAUGAGAAGGAAAAACGACAAUCUGACUACAUGUACUUAAUGGUUGAAUUUCCAUCGGUCUUUGUGGAUGAGAAACCUUGCUCAAUAGUUUACUUUGAGCCCGAUGGCGAUCAGAAGUACACCUUCAUCUCCAAACCCAAAUUGGUUACAGUUCCUGAUCCUGAGAUUCUAUUAGAUAAUUUAGUGGAAAAGAAGCACCAUCUGCUCUCUCGUUCAGCACGAUCAGGGCUAUCGGAUCGUGAUGCAAAACCCACAGCUGGUGAUCGUGAUAUCCUCCAUACAAUCGUCUAUCGCUACCCACCGACGUACACGCUGUCGAGUGAGGAGCAAGAUCUCGUGUGGAAGUUCCGUUUCUACCUGAGUAGUCACAAGAAGGCCCUCACAAAGUUCCUCAAAUGCAUCAAUUGGGAGACAACGGGUGAGGUACGGCAGGCCCUUGGGCUGCUUGCGCACUGGACUCCGAUGGACGUUGAGGAUGCCCUGGAGUUGCUGACGCCAAUCUUUUCGCAUCCAGCUGUCCGGAAGUACGCUAUAACGAGACUGAAGCAAGCCCCCGAUGAGGAUCUCCUUCUCUACCUCCUGCAACUCGUGCAGGCACUCAAGUAUGAGAAUUUUGAGGAGAUUUUUGAGAUUUACAGGAAAAUUAUGCCCGAAAAGGAGAUUCUCAAGUCAAUUGAUGACAAUCCGUGUGAUUCAACGACGUCCGAAUCAACAGGGAGUCCGGAGAAUUUGACAGAGAGUGUCCAGAGCGUUGCAGCGGCGGAUUUACCAGCACAAAUGGAUGAGAUUCUAGCCAAUACAACACGUGAUGCUCCCUCGCCCAUUUCCGAGGCCUCCAACACACUGAUGAGUGAUACAAAUUCCACGACAAAGUGUAAUUUGGCCUCAUUCCUCAUUCAGCGUGCCUGUUGCAAUCCAACGCUGGCAAACUACUUCUUCUGGUACCUCACGGUGGAGUGCGAGGAUCACAAUCACAUACUGCGGAAGCAGGAUGAGAAGGUGCGUGAAAUGUAUAUGACGGUGCUGAAGACAUUCAUGCGGACCCUAUCGACGGGAAGUGCGGAACAUCGGCAGAUUCAUGCAAAUCUCAAGAAGCAACAGUGCUUCAUUGAGAAGCUCGUGAAGCUGGUGAAGAUGGUGGCCAAGGAGUCGGGGAAUCGGAAGAAGAAAACGGAGAAAUUUCAGCAAUUGCUGAGUGAGACGGAUGUCUUCAAGAUAAACUUUGCCAGCUUCGAACCACGUCCAUUCCCACUUGAUCCGGAGAUCUUUAUCAAGGGAAUUGUUUUCCAGAAUGUCACCCUCUUCAAGAGUGCGCUAAUGCCUGCAAAGCUCACUUUCAUCACAACAACCAAUGAGGAUUACGUGGCAAUCUUCAAGCAUGGUGAUGAUUUGCGUCAGGAUCAGCUGAUUCUGCAGAUGAUCACCCUCAUGGAUAAGUUGCUGCAACGGGAGAAUCUGGAUCUCAAGCUAACACCAUACCGUGUCCUGGCCACAAGUGCCAGGCAUGGAUUUAUGCAGUACAUUGAUUCGAUAACAGUGGCAGAUGUGAUUGCCAAUGAGGGUGGUAUCCACAACUACUUCCGGAAGCAUCAUCCCUGCGAGAAUGGGCCCUUUGGGUUUGCCUCUGAGAUUAUGGAUACAUACAUAAGGAGCUGUGCAGGCUACUGUGUCAUCACCUACCUCCUGGGAGUGGGGGAUCGUCAUCUCGACAAUCUCCUCCUGACAACAUCUGGGAAACUCUUCCACAUUGACUUUGGCUACAUCCUGGGACGUGACCCUAAGCCCAUGCCGCCUCCCAUGAAACUCAGCCGGGAGAUGGUGGAAGCCAUGGGGGGUGUUAAUUCGGAGUAUCAUCAUGAAUUCCGCAAACUCUGCUACACCGCCUUCCUCCAUCUGCGCAGACAUGCAAAUCUCAUGCUAAAUCUCUUCUCUUUGAUGGUGGAUGCAUCCGUGCCGGAUAUUGCCCUUGAACCGGAUAAGGCUGUGAAGAAGGUGGAGGAUAAUCUGAAGUUGGGCCUGAAUGACGAAGAGGCUGUUCAGCAUCUCCAGGGAUUGCUUGAUUUUUCCAUUUCAGCCGUUAUGCCGGCACUCGUUGAACAAAUUCACAAAUUAGCCCAAUAUUUGAGAAAGUAAGAAAAAAGGGCGCGCGCUUUUUUUCCCGGACUGAUUGUUUUAGAGAAGAAACGGAUUAUGAUCACAAAUUUUUAUGUAAAAAAAAAGAGAAAUAAUUUUUAAUAAGGAGGGAGUGAAAUCGAAAAUGUAUUAAGAAAUGUAGAAAAGAAAGAGAAA
Lutzomyia longipalpis is the source of this 2986-nucleotide messenger RNA. It is a transcript of the gene Pi3K59F, whose product is annotated as phosphatidylinositol 3-kinase catalytic subunit type 3. Gene Ontology annotation, biological process: autophagy of peroxisome; autophagosome assembly; endocytosis. The coding region runs from base 86 to 2830 and encodes 914 amino acids. The transcript is spliced from 5 exons. The record is from RefSeq and is a predicted model, not a curated record. Gene Ontology annotation, molecular function: 1-phosphatidylinositol-3-kinase activity. Gene Ontology annotation, cellular component: peroxisome; endosome; phagophore assembly site. Lineage: Eukaryota; Metazoa; Arthropoda; Insecta; Diptera; Psychodidae.